UUGAAAGGCUGAGAGCGCUUGCCGGAUUUACACAGCGGCGGCGCGUAAAACUCCUGGCAACAGACAGGGCGUGAAAAUAGCUGGAGGAAUAUGUCCUGAGAGCCCCCGGAAAGCCGCUGCGGACUCAGAAGGGCGAAGCGCGCAGAGCUGCGACCUAGCGGCUUGUAAGACACUAGCAGCUCGAGACUCGACCGCGGUGGGGCAGCCUAGAAGUCGGUUAAGGCUGCCCAAACGAUGAAGCAACGAUGAAGACACAAAUGCUGCGAGUGCUAUUGGCCACAAGCACGAUUCCUUGUGUGACACCAGCAGCCCAAUGCAGCGACAUCCUCUACAGCGGCACCGUCUGGGGUUAUGCUGCCUCCGGCGUCGCCCUUGGCGCCUACACCAACAAUGAGCUUCAGUUCAUCGGUUGUAUCGGCUGUAGUAAUUGUCAUUAUCUCGACUGCGACCCUUCCACUUUCAGCUGCACAGACACUGGUACGGGCAUUACCUUUGGUUCUUCUUCCUCUGAUGAUAGCAGUAACACCAUGCGCUCGUGCCACGGCGUCUCGUCGAUCAACCAAUGCUACUACGAUGGCAGCUGCUGCUCUCAGGGUGGCGGGAUGUGCAAUGCGCCCGACAAGCAGAUUGAUGCCACGGCGCUCUGUCAGCAGCUUGGCUACAAUGACGGCUCCGUGACAACUGUGUCGGAAAAUGGUUGUCCCGAAUCGCAUUGGGACGGUUCCACUUGGACCUCGGAUUUUGUCGGGUCCCACGGACACGGCAAGAUGUACACGUGCGUCAAUGUCCCGACCGCAGCCCCGACCGCGACUCACGCCCCGAGCGCCAUGCCGGCCAACAAGAAGAAACGGAAAGACGACGCCACGCUGGUCAUCGUCAUCAUAGCCUGCGUCGCGGUCUUAGGACUAUGCAUCGUUGGAUUUUGCUGCGAACGCCGCCGCCGUGAGGGCACCAAGUCAAACCUCGAGCCACUGGAGGAACCAGAGGGGCCCACGCCGGCUCCAGAAGAAGAGGCCACCGUCCUCUCUAUCGCCCCGGAAGCUGAGCCGCAAGCCGAACGAGAAGCCGAGGAGCCGCCUCCUCCGCCCGCGAAAAGCUGGUGGUUCGGGCGCGCAGAGCCCGAACCUGAGGAGGCCGAACGGCCGCCUCCGUUGAGUCCAUUCUCUACAUUGCGCGCGGAGCGUGAAAAAGAACUCGCAUUCGAACCCGAAGCUUAAUAUGAAGCUCACGCGCGCCCACGCACCAUCGACAUCGCCGCCGCCGCGACGGUGCUCGCCCCAUGGCGCAAUUCACCCCCCCCAUUCAUUCCCCAUCGGGACCGGCGCAUCCUCUGCGACUAAUUAGGCACGUAUAGG
Pelagomonas calceolata is the source of this 1355-nucleotide messenger RNA. NCBI's taxonomy places the organism in Eukaryota, Pelagophyceae, Pelagomonadales, Pelagomonadaceae. The record is from the annotation of a GenBank genome assembly.